Molecule: messenger RNA, 459 nt
Organism: Medicago truncatula (barrel medic)
Lineage: Eukaryota; Viridiplantae; Streptophyta; Magnoliopsida; Fabales; Fabaceae
Exons: 1
Coding region: 1-459 (152 amino acids)
Molecular function (GO): nucleic acid binding; RNA-DNA hybrid ribonuclease activity
Source: RefSeq, a predicted model, not a curated record
AUGAAUAACAAGGAAGAUUUUAAGGUGUUCAGACUUUUUAGAUUGAAUGGCAAACCCAGGAAUGCCAGCAGCAUAAUGGACGUUCUUUGGCAGCCUCCUCUACCUGGCCGUGUUAAAGCAAACACCGAUGGUUCUGCUUUGGAAUCACCUACCGCUGCAGCCAUAAGAAUUUUAUUCAGAGACCACCAUGCUAACUACUUGCGAGGAUCGUCUCAAAACAUAGGCUAUCAAAGCUCUUCUUUUGCAGAAUUUCAAGCUGUUUUGAAAGCUUUAGAGAUCGCUAAACAUCAGAAUUGGAAACACUUGUUGAUCGAGUCAGAUUCAAUGAAUGUGGUGCUAGCUUCUAAGAACACAGCUUCUGUUCCUUGGAGACUAAGGAACAGCUGGGCUAAUCUUUCUGUCGUGGAGGAAGGAAGCAGAGUGAUAUUCACUCAAAUAUGUAGAGAAGGGAACAUAUGA